Messenger RNA from Apiotrichum porosum, 1974 nucleotides. RefSeq lists its product as uncharacterized. The record is from RefSeq and is a predicted model, not a curated record. Gene Ontology annotation, cellular component: SHREC complex; rDNA heterochromatin. The coding region runs from base 1 to 1974 and encodes 657 amino acids. Lineage: Eukaryota; Fungi; Basidiomycota; Tremellomycetes; Trichosporonales; Trichosporonaceae. The transcript is spliced from 6 exons. Gene Ontology annotation, biological process: silent mating-type cassette heterochromatin formation.
AUGCCUCCGCCGUUCAAGUCAUCCCAUCCGCUGUUGGUGUGGCCGCGCAGCGAUGGCGAUCCUUCAACAUUUCCUAAGGAGGGUCCGGUCGGCAACCCAACUGGUUGGUGGGAGAAGCUGCCUCUUGACCACGCGAAAUACAAACUCUAUCGCACCAAAAUCGGCGCCUACCUAGCCAGCGAGGUCUACCAGCUUCCUGGCCAUGUCUCCAAAGACGCCUUCAUUGAUAUGCCCGAGAAAUACGCGCUCUUCAGCUUUUACAAACCUCAAGAGGGACGUUCAGUACGCGAGGACACAUACCUCUUUUUCCGCGCGACGCCAGAGUUUGAGGAGCAUGCGAGGUGGUUGAUGGACACUUCGCUGCCUCUCAAUGACCACAGCCAGUGGAACCCAAAAUCCGACAUUGCCAAAGCCAAGCGUGCAGCUAGCGCUGCUAACAAUGGUGGAGGUGCUGGCGGUGCUGGAGCCGCUGCUGGCCCCUUGAAGAAGCGUAGCACGAGUGUGGACCGUGAGCCUAAAAGGCCCCGCAACACCGAAAUGGACGACUACGACGGUGUCGUCACUGAGCGCGCCAUUGAUAUUCGCACCAAGCGCCGUUUCCGCAAGGGCGAGUUGGUCUUCUUCCGCAUCAAGACCAUCCCGGCUCCCUCUGGCACCAACCUACCUGACAUUACACACUGGCCCGGUCUCGUUUCGUCUGUCACCUCAAAGUCCGACGUCGUCCGCAAUGGUACCGACGCUGCGGCAUCUGCCUCCGUGGCUUGGUCCAUGGCGGGCGGUGCUGCGCCCCCGACGCUCCAAAAGGAAACGGUCAAGGUUUCCUACCGGCACGCUAUCCGCGCGCUCGGCAUGUUCUCGAACUCGUACGAGGUGACCGACGUCGACACUGCCGACAUUCUUCCUUGGGCGGUUGGACCAGAGCUCCUGGGCGGACCCGAGGGCUGGGACAAGAUCGGACAAGAGUCCGAGCGCACGCUUGUCGAGGGCGUCCAGCGCGAGGCCAAACUGGAUGCUCCCAAGGUAGAGGACCUGUCGGGCCCCAAGCUUGAGGAGAGAUGGAAGAGGAGGUGGGGUGAGCGGAUCAAGUUCCCUGACAUGCCCGCCAACUGGGAAGCGGCAGUGCUGCGCCUGGGUGUAGCGAUUAGGACUGCCAAGAACAUUGCCGGUUCGUGGUCGCAGACUGACAAGAUUGAGGUUGUUCCACACAACUCGAUCAUGUCUGCCGAAGACGUCGAGGCAAUUCAAAACCGGAAGAAGACGCUCUUCCAGGGCCUGUGGUUGCAGGGCGAGCGCAUUUGGCUGGAUGACAUGGUGAUCCUCCGCAAGCACCGCUCGUCUCUUCCUGUGGGCCCCCUCCUUGCACCCAGUCCUGGGUCCGAAAACCGCGCCGUCGUCCUGCACAUUCGGUGCAUCUGCCUCGAGAUUUACCAAGACGAACAACCGGCGGCGCAAGUUGACGCGGACAACUGGCGCUGUCUUCUUUACGGCGACAUUUACGAAUUGUCGUCCACCCCGGUUGACGACCAGCCCGAGCUCCCCGAGAAGCCACCCGCAGGUCUCUACUUCCGCCGCCUCAACGACUCGGGUAGUGAAGUCACACUCGAUGUGUUCGAUGUCGUUGGCCGUACUUACCCCGACCUGUUGGACAAGGACGCGGGCUACUUCUGUCCUCCCACCACGACCGACCGCAAGGGCCGUGUCCCAGCUGGAGAGCGCGUGACGGGCCUUCUCGGUCUCCACCCAGGAUCGGACGUCGAGGCCUACGCCACUGUUUGGAAGGGUAAAGAUCGCCUGCUAUCACUCCUCAAGCUGACUCCAGACGACCUGUAUGUAAUGGUCAGGGACGCCACCUCCAUGGCCGAACAGCAAGUUCGCGAGCACUACGCCAGCUGCUUGCGUGUUGCUCUUGGAUACCCUCUCCCAUCUCCGACCUCGACCCAGAACCCGACGCAAAAGUCCAAUGGCGGCACCUGA